Cornus florida is the source of this 1588-nucleotide messenger RNA. Its product is annotated as GTP-binding protein At2g22870. The record is from RefSeq and is a predicted model, not a curated record. Gene Ontology annotation, molecular function: GTP binding. The coding region runs from base 227 to 1210 and encodes 327 amino acids. The transcript has 5 exons. NCBI's taxonomy places the organism in Eukaryota, Viridiplantae, Streptophyta, Magnoliopsida, Cornales, Cornaceae.
UUCCCUCUCCGUUCCUUUUUCCCAUCUCUCCUCUUUCGUAUCCAAACAUGGUAUAGGCAUCCAAUCCAUUUCGCCCCGCUGCCCUCAUUUCAUGAAUAAACGGAGUCCCACCGCCAGAUAGGAGCUAGAGAGAGUGGACACGGACAGGGCUUCAGAACAUAACUCCAUGGCGUUUUAAAUUCUAACAGAUACAUAUUUAGAGAGAGAAAGAGAGACAGCAGCAGAGAUGUUUCUCACUCAACUCCCGAAAUUUCCCUCUCAAUUCCAUUUCUUCACCCCACCACCUGUUCUCUACACCUAUCUCUUCUUUUCCACCAAAUCUAAACUACCCAUCUCCGCCACACUCUCCUCCACACCCAAAAUCAGUCCAAUUUCUCAUUUCUCUUCAACACCAACCCUUCUUUCCCUUUCCUCACAGACCGAACUCCAAACCCCCCAAAAUCUCCCAAACCCAGAAGAGACCCCCACUGAAAUUUCGCUAGAAAAGCUCUUCGUCCCUCCUGAAACUGAUAUUUCAUCUGAAAAUACAUCACUGAGUACAAGAAUCUUGAAGGGUUCGAAUAUAGUGCUCAGUAGGUAUGCCAGAGAUGCUCAAGUGAUGCAAGCAGAGUUCGUGAAGAGCAGUGUGCGGACUGAGGAUUGUCCCUCUGAUGGGUGGCCGGAGUUUGCACUCGUCGGGCGGUCCAAUGUCGGCAAGUCGUCGCUGCUCAAUUCGCUUGUGAGGCGGAAAAAGCUAGCUCUCACGUCGAAGAAGCCCGGGAAGACACAAUGCAUCAAUCAUUUCCGGAUUAAUGAUAGUUGGUACCUGGUUGAUUUGCCUGGAUAUGGGUAUGCAUCGGCACCACAGGACCUCCGAAAAGAUUGGGAAAAGUUCACUAAAGAUUAUUUCCUAAAUCGUCCGACUUUGGUCUCAGUAUUCCUUCUCGUAGAUGCUAGCAUUCCUGUGAAACCGAUUGAUCUUGAAUAUGCAAGUUGGCUGGGUCAAAAUAAGAUUCCCAUGACGUUAAUCUUUACCAAAUGUGACAAGCGAAAAAAGAAAAAGAAUGGAGGGAAAAGACCUGAAGAAAAUGCGCAGGAUUUUCAGGAGUUGAUACGCGACUUCUUCCAAACAACACCGCCUUGGAUUAUGACCAGCAGUGUCACCAAUCAAGGUCGAGAUGAGAUACUAUUGCACAUGGCUCAGCUUCGGAACUACUGGCUCAAACAUUAACAGAAAUACAGAUCCACGCCUGUGUGUCUUUCCUAUUAGGUGCAUUUAGAGGAAAAACAUGAAGCCUUCGGAUCAAGCUAGAGUGAAGUGCAUCAUACGUUUGGACCAGUUCAAACAUAGACAAGGCGGCGAAAAACCACUAGAAGGGCUUGAUUUCGAAGUGAACUUAAAAGGUUACAAUGUGCUAGUUAAAAAUUUUGUUGUAAAAAAAAACACAGUUUAUCUGGUAGUAUUGUUUGUGUUGCAAUUGCAUGGGAACGUUUAGUUCCAAAGGCUGAACGGUUCUCUGGCAAAUAAAAAAGAAUGAAAUUCUGGCUGCGUUGUUUGUAUCGGAAUUGAAUUAAUUUUGUAUUAUGAAAUUUAUCGAUUUCAAAGUAA